Messenger RNA from Eimeria mitis, 729 nucleotides. RefSeq lists its product as uncharacterized. The transcript is spliced from 2 exons. Bases 1 to 729 code for a protein of 242 amino acids. Lineage: Eukaryota; Apicomplexa; Conoidasida; Eucoccidiorida; Eimeriidae. The record is from RefSeq and is a predicted model, not a curated record.
AUGAGUGUCAAGAGAAAGGAAAUAGAUGGCGCCAGUGGGGAAAGAAGGAUGAAGUUGCCUAGGGUUGAAGUGCCGAUGCAGGAGACUCCACUGGGUCCGCCACCAUCACCACUCGAUCCGGACGUUGAUUUGCUCGUUGAUUCUAUGCUGCCUGGAUGUGAAGAUGAGUUGACCGAAAAUUUUUGGCUUUUUGAUGAUGAUUCAACGUGCCUGGAAUUGCAAAGUGGACGUGCGGCGCUAACAGAGGAAUUUGUUGGCCAACAGAGCCUGCCACCGCGUACUCAAACAGAUCAAAGCUCUCCAGGAUUAUCUGCAGACCUGUCCACAGUAGACGGAAGUGAUUCAGCUAGCACAACACUGCUGACCUCUUUGGAAUCUGUGCUGUCCGAAUCCAGCUUUACAAGUCCAGGCCUCUCCCCAGAAGAUUGGCUGUCAAGUAGCGAUGCAGAAGCUGUGGGGGAGGCGCUAGGUGUGACUGCGUUUACCGGGAUGCCCUACGAAUUGCUGGACAUACUCGAAAACUCCAAGGCGGCAAAACGUUACGGGUGGUUAUCCGCCGCCGCUUCGGACGGCCGAAUUGAUGUAGAAGCACUCUCCAGCUCUGAAGCGUCACAAAGUGACUCUUCCAGCGACGUAAUCCAGAUCAUACGCACGCCAAAGCAACAAGUGUGCCGGAGCCCUCCAUUCUUCGAAGCUUAUUGUCAUCAACCCACGGCAGAAGUGACAUGA